AUGCCAGAUAAUAGCGGCAGCCUUAAUGUGGCCAUCGUUGGAGGCGGCAUCGUCGGCUUGAUCAUGGCCGCUGGCCUUCAGCGCCGAAACAUCAAUGUCACAAUCUACGAGCAAGCCCGGGCAUUUCGAGAGCUUGGCACUGGUAUUGCAUUCAACCCUGCGGCGCAAGGGUGUCUGGAGAUGAUUGAUCCUGGCCUCACUGUGGCCCUGCAAAAGGGAGGGGCUGUUGGUCUCUCUGCAUUCAACGAUGAAGAGAUGAAUGAUUGUCUACGAUGGAUAGACGGAUACAACCAGCGUCAGCCCGAUGAUCCAGACUAUCAAAAGUUUUACUUGAAGACAGAUGCUGGAUACCGCGGCAUCCAGGGUAUUCGACGCGAUCAUCUACUUGAGCAGCUCACAAAGCUGUUCCCUGAAGAGGCGCUCAAAUUUAAGAAGCGAUUGGUUAGCAUUGAGGACAAUGAUCAUGAUGACCAGGUUAUUUUGACCUUUGAUGACGGCACAACUGCCACUGCCGAUGCAGUGAUUGGAUGUGAUGGCAUCAAGUCCAAGACUAGAGAACUGAUUGUAGGACCAGGCUCCAUUGCUGGAACCCCAACUUAUACGCACGUAAACUCGUAUCCGACAGUCAUUGCCAUGGACAAGGCGGUUUCUAUUCUCGGCGAAACAAAGGCCAAGGCAUUCCACAACCAUUUGGGGCCGAACGCCAACCUGUUACAUUAUCCCGUUGCCAACGGGACCAUGUGCAAUGUCACUGUCUUUAUUCGCAAUCCCGACGAAUGGCCCGAAGACAAGCCAACCAGUCUCAUGGGCCACAAGGCUGAUAUCUUGGAUCACUACAAGAACUGGAACCCGGUGGUUUGCAAGCUCAUUGAUGCUUUACCGGACCAACUACCCACAUGGGCUGUCUUUGAUCUCUGGGAAUACCCUAUUCCGUAUUACAACAAGGGCCGCGUAUGUGUGGCCGGUGACGCUGCGCACGCAAGCAGCCCGCAUCACGGAGCUGGCGCCGGCAUGGGCAUUGAAGAUGCGCUGUGCCUUGCAACGCUUCUCUCCGAGGUCGGUCUGACGCUGCGACAAGGGCAGGCCUCCAAGUUUAAUGCGCUUGCGACGGCAUUCAAAGCGUAUGACGCUUCACGUCGCCCACGCAGCCAGUGGCUCGUCAAUAGCAGUCGUCGCAUCUGCGACUUGCAUCAGCAAGAGGAAUGGGGAGAUGCUACAAAGUGGAUCAAGGCCGAAACUACACUGGAAGAGAUUCGUGACCGCACAGAUAGGAUUUGGAACUUUGAUUAUCGAGGCAUGGUGCAGGACGCGGUCGCCGACUAUGUAAGGAGCAUCAGACAGCAUAAGCAUAAAUCAAUCUAG
Molecule: messenger RNA, 1362 nt
Organism: [Torrubiella] hemipterigena
Lineage: Eukaryota; Fungi; Ascomycota; Sordariomycetes; Hypocreales; Clavicipitaceae
Source: the annotation of a GenBank genome assembly